AGCCCGGGGCGCAGGCCAUGGCCGCUUUGGUCGACGACGCCAUGGAGAACUACUCGUCGUACCCUUCCUACAACCCUUACUCCUACCGCUACCCGAGAGGGAAAGGCGGGCAGGGUCCUUGGAGGCAGCGGGGUGGCUACUUCUCGGGUUAUGGCGAGACGGCGGCGGUGGCGGCCGCGGCGGCCGAGUACUUCGACAACUACCAGCGGGCGCAGCUGAAAGCCAUCCUGUCCCAGGUGAACCCCAACUUGACGCCCCGCCUGCGCAAGGCCAACACCAAGGAGGUGGGCGUGCAAGUCAACCCGCGCCAGGACGCCUCGGUGCAGUGCUCGCUCGGGCCGCGGCCGCUCUUCUUGCGCCGCCGCGCCGUCGCCGUCGACCAGGAGCAAGGCAGCCCCGUCACUGGCAGCUGCCGGCCCGUGCGCUUCCCCAGGACCAUCGCCGUCUACUCGCCCGUGGCUCCGCGGCGCCUCACUACUUUCCUGGAAGAAGCCGAGCCGCCGGACGGCCCCACCGCGGCAUCGACGCCGCCCUCUUCUCAGCCGCCGAAAGCCGACGAGGCGCGCGCCGGCGAGGAGAAGGCUGCCCACCAGGAGGGUCCCGCCGACCUGCAGGAGGAGCAGCGGCCGCGCCCCAAGGCGGAGAGGAAGGAGGUCUCGGGCCCAGCACCUGAAGGCGGCCAGGAGCAGCCGGCGAAGCCUCGGGAAGACGGCGAGGAGGCGCCGCCCCAGCCAGAGGACAAGCGGGGAGCCGAGGCUGCGGAGAAGCCCUCGGAGGCUCAAGAGCGACCUCGAGAGGAAAGCAAGACCCGCGUGCGCUUCCAGUUCCUAGAGCAGAAGUAUGGCUAUUACCACUGCAAGGACUGCAACAUCCGCUGGGAGAGUGCCUAUGUGUGGUGUGUGCAGGGCACAAACAAGGUUUAUUUUAGGCAGUUCUGCCGAACUUGCCAGAAAUCCUACAAUCCCUACCGUGUGGAGGAUAUCACCUGUCAAAGUUGCAAGCAGACGAGGUGCGUCUGUCCUGUGAAAUUGCGCCAUGUAGAUCCCAAGAGACCCCAUCGUCAGGAUCUCUGUGGAAGGUGCAAAGGCAAACGUCUCUCUUGUGACAGUACAUUUAGUUUCAAAUAUAUUAUUUGAGCAGGAUAGUAGCGAAAUAAUCCUUUAAUAUAAAUUUGCAAUGACGCAGAUAUUUUGCUUGGAAACAGCAGGCUGCAACAGUGCAAAGCCUGCCAAAUGAAGCUGUAGUAUACUAAAGCAAUUGUGAAUCCUAAUGCAACCUAAUGUCCACUUCAUUUUUUGUAAUUGUAUUAAGGGGGGAGGGACUCUGCCUGGCAUACUGUGACUCAGCUAUCUUUUUUUGGAGAGAACGAAGACUUGAAAAGCAAGUUCAGCAAAAAAAGGGGGGGUGUUGCUGGUGAUGGGAGAGCCUUACUUAAACCCUCCUAUCCAUGUGUACCAGCCUUCCUUCUUGUUACCCUCUUGCUAUGAAAUGCUUCUAUGUAGAACCUAAUGCACUUAAGUGGCCCCAAACUGGGAAAUGCAAUUGUAUGUAUGAGUUUCACAUUGACAAUUGCUCUAUACAGGGCAGGUAAAGUUAUGGGAAAUAGUUAAAAUUUAUGGAGAAUCAAAUAUAUAAUUGAUAUGGAAAGGGGUGGAAUAGCAGUGAAUUGUUUAUUGCUAGAAGUAGGAGGCAGUGAUGUAUAGUCCUUUAGAUUUCUUCAACUGAGGUGUACUUGAAUGGUGCUGGGUAAAAACUAGACAAUUGUUCUGGAUCUAAGUUGUGUGCAUAACUGAGUAUUGAUAGGUACAGUAUUUGGUACAAUGGGAGAACUAUUUCUGACCAAUGCCAGUUUAACUUUGUAGGUGAGUGGCAGGAUAUGUCUAAUGGCUGGCCAUUAUGCAAAAUUGAGAGAUUAAGAUUCUGUGUCUUGAGCCAAGACAGUGAAUGGCAUGCUUCUAAAUAUUACCUACAACUUUCAUGAUGAUGAGGCGCUAUCUGAGUGAAUGUAUAAAUAAAGGGAUUGUGAUGCUUUAU
Zootoca vivipara (common lizard) is the source of this 2034-nucleotide messenger RNA. RefSeq names its product zygote arrest 1 (gene ZAR1). Gene Ontology annotation, biological process: translation. Lineage: Eukaryota; Metazoa; Chordata; Lepidosauria; Squamata; Lacertidae. Gene Ontology annotation, cellular component: cytoplasm. The record is from RefSeq and is a predicted model, not a curated record.